GGAAGGUUCUGCUUUAGGUUCUGUGGUACAGGCUAAAGCCCCGUGGAUGCAGGGGCUUUAGUACAGGCGGUUGGUCUCCUGCAGGUUGAACUCUUCUGGCAGUCGGUACGGGUUUUGUGCGCGCUAUGGACGUACCGGGUUCGUUUCGUGAUCAAGAGGCCGAGCGCCGAGCGAGAAGGACGGAGCAGCGACGCAAGCAGCGGCAGGUCGAGCGCGAGUCGACCGACCCCGAAAUCGUCGCCAGGCGCCAGGCUCGAGCUGAACAAGUCCGGCUAAAGGCGCGGGCUUGGCGUGCCCAGGAAACUCCCGAGGAACGUGCUCGGCGGCUUGCGACAAUGCGGGUGUACCAGGCAAGACGGCAUAGCUUAGAAACUCCUCAACAGCGUGAAGCCCGUUUGGAAGCCCAUCGCAUUGUCUUGCGCGAAGCCCGGAAGCGAAAGGCCGAACAGAAUGCCCGGCUUCACGCGAGCGCCACCAAUUGCAUCGAUAACCCUUUGGGGUACAUAUGCUCUGUGUGUGAUCGUCUCUGUCAUCUGCGAGACAUCGUUUCCGUCAACGAGACGUGGGUUCCCGUGCUGGAGCAAAUUUUUCCCGAGGCUGACGUUACUACCUUCAGCGUUUGCACCACCUGCCAAGGCUCACUUCGUAAAGGAAGGAAUGUUCGAAAGAAAGGCCAAGAAUGCGAGGCAAAGGGUUCCACUACAGAUGUGAAAUCUCAAGACAGCUUGUCAAAUGAGCAGUGGCACGAUGUGGCCACCGUAUCACGAGGAGCUGAGCAGAGAACGCCAAGCUGCCAUCGACGACUUGUUUCCUUCUGCAGCAGACAUCUUCGAACAGUGGACGUUAAAACUGCAAUGACACCUUCCUCUCUAACCACCAGAAACACACAGACUGAUAGUAAACACAAAUGGGUGCCAACCAUGGGUCCUUCCGCCAUCAAGAAAGAUACUACACUGGCAAGCACCUGUGAAAGCUCUAGUACCAGGAUUUCAGCAGCAGAGUCUUACUCCUUGCCUGAUAAUGGCACACAGACAAAGUUUAUGGAACACAAAUAUGUUCAAACAGCAUCAUUUGUAGUGACAAGGGCAAUACAAACGUGAGCUCGUCCAUCCUCAAUGUCUGUGACAGUGAAGAUUGCAGCCUAACUUCAAGAUGCCAACUCUUCUUAGGGACUUAUUUCGAAAAAAAGUUAUAAUUUUCUAGGUUGACCGUAAAGUGACAAAGAUCUUUUGCAUUGGUAUAUAUGUACUCUUCAUUCAUGAAUAACAACAAUAAAAAAGGAAAUAAACUUUAAAAUUUGAUGCAUUGUUAUACACAUAGUUCAACGCAUUGAAAAUGCGCACACGAGAAUAUUUCGCAAGACUCAAAUGUUCCUGCUCUUACACUAAUAUUUACGUCCAUAGCGUAAUCAAACUGCAUAGGUGCACGCACUCAAGAAAACUCUGGUGUGUGCCCGUCAAAAAACCAAAAUGUGUGACAAAUUUAUGCUAAUCUUCAUCUUAUUGCCAACCAGAGGCAAUUAGUUUUCUCGAGUGUCAAAAAAAAAAAAAGAAGGCUACGGAAAUACAUGCACGGCGGCAUCCUUCCUAUGCACACCCCUGUGAGCACUAAACAAGCGAGAAACAAGCGGUCGCCCUUUGAGCAAUUAGUAAUGAGAUCAAUAGCCAUCAGCGCAACAAGCUGAAACCGCACGCGGAAGAAAACCCAAACCGCCAGCCACCCGCGCGCGCCAAUGUGCUAGCAGUAGUAUAUAGACGCGUGGAAGCAAACUAGCUCCUAAACAAACCAUGCAAUGGAAAUUGAGAGAGGGGGGCGUGCGAAAAAAAUUUCCUUUGUUCCCACAUAGUGGUAACACAUGACAUAAAAGAAAAAGUUAGGAAAUGGGCGCGCUUUUUAAACGUACAGACGGCACCGUAAAUAUAUGGCAUCAACCAUUUUUGGACGUGUUCGCGGCGCUGUAUAUUCACGUCAUUGACCCUGAAAGGGUUAAUGCACAUUGUAAAUGUCGAGCUGGGACAAAGGUUCAAUUUUGUUAUGUUAUAAAUUAGUGGUAUAUACAAAGUGUCUCGGCUAACACUUGCCAAGCUGGUAAAGAAAAAAAGGAACUGCAGUAAUAUAGGAUUAUGAUAAGGUGUUCAUUCAUCAGUUCUCUUCUCCCAUCAGGAUAAUUCUUCUGCAGUAAAAUGUAUCUAACUACAGGUUAAUUAAAAGCUUUCUAAUUUGUUAAUUAGGAAUCUAACUUCCAAUGGUAAAGUUAUUGCAUCCUAAAACAUUUCAUUAAGCCAUUUUCAGUGCACUGUGUCCUGCAUAACUAUUUUUUCCAAGCUUUCUGCAUAGUAAUCAAAAUAUGAAAAGUGCCACAAGAUUCUGUGCCUACGUGCUGCAACACAAUUGGUCCCAAAGUGAUUUCAACGCACUCCACUCAUUGUAUAACUUGUCAAGUGUCUGGCCAUUAUGUAGGCUGUGAUUGCCAUGUAGAACUUACAGCUUCUUAUCAUUCGAAGCAAACACCAACAUUGACUGCUUGCAAAUUCAGCAGCUUGCAGAGUCAGACAAUCAGUGGAGUUAGUUUCUUCAAAUCACUUUUGGUACUAAAUGUGAUGUUUUAUGACAUAACAGCUUACCCACUAGGACAUGCCUUUAAUUCAAAAAUUAAAAACUUAUUAGUUAGUCUUCCCUAAUUAGUAAAUAAUCGGUACACAUAACUUAUACUGUACGUGAAAGAGUACUGAUGGCUGAAUACUGUCUGUCUAUUUAGUACCAGUUCUUUUUUUUUUUUUAAGCUUGGCUAAUGUUAGUUGGGACUCCCUAUAUUACUACCAAAGCAAUCUUGGUCAAGCAGCAUGGCUGGUAAUUGUUCAGUUUUCUUAAUGACAGCCUUUAGGUGCACUUGGUGAGUAGAAGACGUGGUGCAAAUCGCCUCUGUAAUUUUCAGCACGCCACCUAUACUCUGCUUCAGUAGUUCCCUAUAGCACUGGAAGCUCGUCCUCUAUUUGCAGCGACACCAAAAUAGUUUGAGAUACUGAGAAGGAAAGUUUCGGAGAUGGCGGAAGCUGAGGAGCACUUAGCCAGUGUGUCACGCGGAAUGGUGGCACCAUCUCGUCAUUCCACUUGUGCACGAUGCGCUUGCUGACAUUUGUAACUGCAGCCAUUUUCUUAAUUAGGAGUUGUGUACGUUUACCCCACUUCUUCUGCACUGUUCAAAGCAUGUUCAAUGGCAACUUAUUCAUUCCUUUAGUGUAAAGGAGCAGCUUGGAACGAUGCCACACAAGCAAGUAAGUCUGCGGAGGCCAUUUUUCGAAGGAUGAAGGAAUGCUCUGCGCUGUUGUGGCUGUGCGGACUGCACAUAUGAAUUUAUCCACUGUCAAAGCAACUAUUUGCUUGUACUUUUUAAGUACAAAUUAAUGUCUAUAUGGCAGCAUUGCAUCAAUGUUGUACUCUGCCCAUUUUCAUUUGAACAAGUGGACAACUCUUAUUUUUAGCAUCGUGAACCUCAAUAAAUAUUUCAUUAAAGAAGUGAGCAAGAUUGCAAAAUAAACCAGCCUGCAACCUGCAGAGAAGCUUUCAAGUGAAUACCUGCAAACAAGACCUCUUGUAGAAGCCAUUUAGUCCAAAGCCUUCCACACUGUGGCACUACAUUUCGCUGCACAAGAAUCUGCGCUCACAAGUCACUUAGCCUUCGCUCUGCAGCAAGACACUACUGAAACAGAGUAUAAUCUCGGAGGUCAUGCCAAAGAGUCAUGCUCAAUGUUUUGGGUUCUACAUUAGGUGAGCACUAAUGGUAGCAUUUUUUUUUCCAGUUCCAAUGUCAAAAGCGUCUAUUCUUGUUGACUAUGUGGCACAUCCACUCAUAUUUCGAACAUGUAAUUUUUCACAGAGGCAAUAUUAUAUUUGCACUAUCUAAAACUGGGCUUUCUACUUGUGCGAAAUUUCAUUGCAGUUGGCCUUUUAAGCCCCAGUAUCUUCCUUGAAAUAUAAGAGUUUCUGUAGCCUGUUUCACUGACAGUGCAAUCUCCCUUG
Messenger RNA from Dermacentor andersoni, 4020 nucleotides. RefSeq lists its product as uncharacterized. Lineage: Eukaryota; Metazoa; Arthropoda; Arachnida; Ixodida; Ixodidae. The record is from RefSeq and is a predicted model, not a curated record.